UCUUGAAUAUCUGUGGUACAGAAUAAAGUGACAAGUAAAAGCAAUAUAUAGAAUGGCUCUAGUUUCCGGAGGAAGGUCGAGAUUGAACCCAAAUGCCCCUCUCUUUAUUCCGGCUGUUUAUCGCCAAGUGGAGGAUUUCUCACCGGAAUGGUGGCAACUGGUUACAACAUCAACAUGGUACCGGGACUAUUGGAUGAACCAGCACCAGGAUGAGGAUGGUUUCUAUAACUAUGCCGAGGAUGAUGGCACCAACAUUGCCGAUUUGCUUCCCGAUACCUUCGACCUUAUUGCCGAUGAAGAUCUCUUCGAUAUCAAUCUUCAGUUGGAUGAAUUGGUCCAGUCUUACGAAAUGGAAAGCACAUCACCUCCUUCGCUGUCUAAUACCGGGUUUGAGAAGGAAGGUGAAACUGUGAUGAAGAAUCUGAGGUUGAUGCAAUCAAGUGAACCCUAAGAGCAACUGCUGCCGCUGAAAGAAUCCCGUUAUCUAUGCAGGUUACAGUCUCUCAGGCACGACGGUGGUGUAAUUUCCAGUUAGUUUAACUGUAACAUCUAAAGAGCAAGGUCAUAUAGCUCCUGCAUCAGUCGUUGUUCAUGUUUCUAGUUAGCAGAAAAUUGAAGAACAAAAGUGUAAGAAAAAUUGUAAAAUUUUUUAAAA
This is a messenger RNA of Hibiscus syriacus, 655 nucleotides long. RefSeq names its product protein EARLY RESPONSIVE TO DEHYDRATION 15-like. The coding region runs from base 53 to 451 and encodes 132 amino acids. Lineage: Eukaryota; Viridiplantae; Streptophyta; Magnoliopsida; Malvales; Malvaceae. The record is from RefSeq and is a predicted model, not a curated record. The transcript is spliced from 2 exons.